UUGGCCUCUCAAAAUUCCGACGCUGAUUUUCUAUUACUAUUUUCUCUCCUCUUUCUUUUCAAACCAAACUCAAGAUUUUCUUAAUUUUUUCUUCCUUUCUCUUCUUUUCAGCAAGUUAUAAAUACCCAAAAACUGACGUGCACCUAAACACGAAGAGAGAGAGAAGAGGAGGAGGUAAACGAACUGACGCGCGACCCCCGGGCGACCACCAGCCUCACCUUCCGCCUCUGGCGACCACCACCAACACCGGGUCCACAUCCAGUGACCAACCCUUCGCGAAAAUCUACGCACCACCAAGGACUAAUCCACCGCCAAGUUUGACAGGAGCUGAGUUUGACAAGAGCUGAAUGACUGAAACAUGUAAAAUGAAUCAGCUUGCAAAUUCAUUUUCUUUGCUUGAAUUGGAUGUUGGAGAUGAUCGAGAAGUUACUAUUGUUCGUGAUCAUCAAGAAAAUGCUAAUGGAAGAGGUAAAGGUAAGAAAAAAGGUGACAGCUCUGCUGGCAUGACCCUCUCAAAGAAUAACAAUGGGGUCCCACAAAGUGUAGAAGUGGUUUCAGGAGACUACAAGUUGCCCCUUGUGUGGAUUGAUUUGGAAAUGACAGGUCUCAAUGUGGAAUUCGAUAGAAUAUUGGAGAUUGCCUGUAUAGUUACGGAUGGUAGUUUAACGAAAUCAGUUGAGGGUCCUGACUUGGUUAUCAAUCAAAGUAAAGAAUGUAUGGACAGAAUGGGAGAAUGGUGUCAGACUCAUCAUGCAGCAAGUGGAUUGACAAAAAAGGUACUCCGCAGUAAGAUUAGUGAACAAGAAGCUGAAAAGCAGGUUACUGAAUUUGUGAGGACAUGUGUAGGCACUCAUACGCCAGUUCUUGCCGGAAAUUCAGUUUAUAUGGAUUUUCUGUUUUUGAAGAAGUAUAUGCCAAAUUUGGCCGGCCUGUUCUCUCAUGUACUUGUUGAUGUUAGCAGCGUCAGGUCUCUAUGCAUUCGUUGGUACCCAAGAGAAAACAAGAAGGCUCCUGUGAAGGACAAGAAGCAUAGAGCAUUGGAUGAUAUCAGAGAAAGCAUAGCAGAGCUCAAGUACUACAAGGAGCAUAUAUUCAAGACUAAGAAGUGAGCAAAAUGAGACUGCAGAUUUCAGAUUGAAGUGAUAUCUCAUGUUUAAGCUAGUGUGAUGUAUGGCGUAGGCGUAAAGUGAUGCAAGGGGUCAGAUUAUACAAUCAUUCUCGUCGAGUCUGACGUCACUUGAACGAGACCAAAAUUGUUUGACAGUAUACAGAAUUGCUAUGGAACUUUUACAAGUGCUCCGAUUUUAGCUUUCCAUUGUAAUCUAAUGAAUGAUGACCACAUUCUGCUCUGCUGUUUCAAUAUUGGAUUCUGAUAACCAACA
Messenger RNA from Rhododendron vialii, 1382 nucleotides. RefSeq names its product oligoribonuclease-like. NCBI's taxonomy places the organism in Eukaryota, Viridiplantae, Streptophyta, Magnoliopsida, Ericales, Ericaceae. The transcript is spliced from 9 exons. Gene Ontology annotation, molecular function: 3'-5'-RNA exonuclease activity; nucleic acid binding. The coding region runs from base 348 to 1109 and encodes 253 amino acids. Gene Ontology annotation, cellular component: mitochondrion. The record is from RefSeq and is a predicted model, not a curated record.